Messenger RNA from Colletotrichum scovillei, 1545 nucleotides. Its product is annotated as oxidoreductase domain-containing protein. The coding region runs from base 507 to 1436 and encodes 309 amino acids. Gene Ontology annotation, biological process: peptidyl-proline hydroxylation to 4-hydroxy-L-proline. The record is from RefSeq and is a predicted model, not a curated record. Gene Ontology annotation, cellular component: endoplasmic reticulum. The transcript has 2 exons. Lineage: Eukaryota; Fungi; Ascomycota; Sordariomycetes; Glomerellales; Glomerellaceae. Gene Ontology annotation, molecular function: procollagen-proline 4-dioxygenase activity; iron ion binding; L-ascorbic acid binding.
CGAGGCAUUUUUCUAGGAAACAUUGUUGAGGAUUGAAGACACGUCUGUUGUAGGCCGUAUUUUCCGAAACAAAGCAGCCUGGUGUGUUUUGGUUUGACGGGAACAAGUGCUUACAUACCUCAAGUCUGUCCACCUGAGGCCAAUCCGUACUCCGCCGCAUUGUUAGUCACCAACUUAAGAGGCGAAGCCUGACGCUUGCGCCUUGACGUCUUUGCUAGGUAGUCGCAUUUCUGUCCUUUUGUAAAUAUCUGCUGAAGUGUCUUUUGGAGGGAAGAGGUGGUCCUUGUGUCUUUUAUUGCUUCCUGAGACUCCAAGUAGUUGGCCGACCCAGUAUCAAGCAGCCAUUGCCGUUCGACAAACAGCACCAACAACAGCAAAUCACCACAACAACCAUAAGGCAUCAACACCCACCGAUAUCAAACACCACAACCAAACUACCUAAAGCGUCACAAAGGUCUACUAUCAAAGAACACAAUUUCACCUAUCGAGUACAAAAAUCCGACACAAUGCCAAUCUCAAACCUCAUCCCCGCGGCCCUCAAGCCCAAACCCGCCAAACGCGCCGCUCCUAAACCCCAGCAAACAUCCUACACGUCCAACGAAGUCCCCAUCCCUUCCGACUUCCUCUCCGUGCCCCUCCCGGCCUCCGCGCCCGCCGUAACCCUCCAAAAACUAGACUGGUCCAAGACCGCCCUCCCCGAAAACGGGCCCUUGUAUGCCGUCGUCCUAGACAACGUCCUCACGCCGGACGAAUGCGCCCAGCUCCUCCGCAUGGCCGAGGCCUCUGCCACAGACCGCGGCCCGGACCCGGACAAGGACGAGCCGUGGCGGCCGGCGAUGGUUAACAUGGGUCCCGGGUGGGAGAUACUGGAGCCCGAGUACCGGAAUAGCGAUCGGAUUAUCUGGGACCAGCAGGAGGUUGUCGAUCGGUUGUGGGGCCGAUGUAGGCUUGCGCCGGGGUUGGAAGCUCAGUUGGCUGGGUUGGAGGGGGUGAGGAGGCCGGAGAAGGGGUUUGAGACGAGGUGGGUGUUUAAGAGGUUUAACAAGCGGAUGAGGUUUUUGAAGUAUCAAAAGGGGCAGUUUUUUAGACCGCACUGCGAUGGGCCGUAUGGCGAAGAAGCGGAGGAUGGAACUGUGUUUCGGACGCAUUAUACCGUUCAUCUAUACCUCAAUGACUCUGUCGCUGAGGCGGGUAAGGAUAACGGUGCCGAUUUGGUUGGCGGCGCGACGUCGUUCUUGUCCGGGGAUGAGAAGAGGAAGGUUGAUGUUGAUCCCAAGGCGGGGCGGGUACUCAUCUUCCAGCAUAGCCGGCUUUAUCACUCUGGUGAUGAUGUCGUCGAGGGUACAAAGUAUACGAUGAGGACGGAUAUUUUAUAUGAGUUGAUCAAGGCGAAGAUUGAGGAUGAGACAGAGGGAGGUGAGACUGCGGCGGCUUGAGAGUCGUCAUCUUCUCUGUAUGCUCGAGGGAAUUCAAAGGCAACUAUGGGACUUUGAGCUGGACUUGUCUCGAGGAGUGAUGUACAAGUAGUUAGCAAUACUAAUGGCG